Chenopodium quinoa (quinoa) is the source of this 3643-nucleotide messenger RNA. RefSeq lists its product as uncharacterized. Gene Ontology annotation, molecular function: methyltransferase activity; oxidoreductase activity. NCBI's taxonomy places the organism in Eukaryota, Viridiplantae, Streptophyta, Magnoliopsida, Caryophyllales, Amaranthaceae. Bases 627 to 3221 code for a protein of 864 amino acids. The transcript is spliced from 25 exons. The record is from RefSeq and is a predicted model, not a curated record.
UAGCAUUGAUUAUAAUUGAUUGCAAUUGAUUAUUUGCACAAUUAAUUUUAUUGAUUAAAGACAAAAUUAUACAAAUUACAUUUUUUGCACUGGUAUAAAUUAAACCAAACAACCGUUGAAAAAAAUAAAAAAUAAAAUAAAACCGAACAAGAUAAAUGCUAUUUUAUACUGUAUUCACUAUAACGAGUAAACACAAACAUACUCUGUACAUAUAUAAAUCACUUCAAUUCAAAUCUGAAAAUUUACAUUGGUCGAACUGAACCCAACCUGAUCGACCAUACUUGCACCUUUAAAUUUGGGCAUGAGCGCGUGAGAAGUAUAAAUGAGCACAUUAAAAAAGUUACUAUCUCUUCAUAUCGCAAUAUUGUAGACCCAUCCCAAUGCAAUGAAUAAUGUCCUUAUUGGCUUAUCUUUUCCCACUAUAUGUCGUAUAUAUUUCUUUCAUUCUUGUGAUUUCUAAAGUUUUUUGCAGGCCACAAAGAUUUUUCUUAUCCUUCAAAAUUAUUAAUCAAUAAUAACACUCCAUUUUCAUUCCAAACUACAGAAUUGGUGUAUGUUGUUUGCGCUUAAACUUUGAAGUUAUUACAACUUUUUAAGAAAAAUCAGAAAAUAAAGAAGAAAAAGAGAUGAGAGUUGCAGUGGUAGGUGGAGGAAUAAGUGGACUAGGAGCAGCAUAUGAAGUUGCAAAAACAGGAAUAAAUGUGGUGUUGUAUGAGAAAGAAGAUUAUUUAGGUGGACAUGCCAAAACGGUUCGUUUUGAUGGCAUUGACUUGGACCUAGGUUUUAUGGUCUUUAAUCGGGUUACAUAUCCAAAUAUGAUGGAGCUCUUUGAAAGCCUUGGCAUUGAAAUGGAGGACUCUGAUAUGUCAUUUUCUGUUAGUUUAGAUAAAGGCCGCGGAUGUGAAUGGGGAAGUCGAAAUGGUAUAAGUGGUUUGUUUGCUCAGAAAACUAAUGCAGUAAAUCCAUACUUUUGGAAAAUGAUCCAGGAAAUCAUCAAGUUCAAGAAUGAAGUGAUCAUGUACCUUGAAGAGCUUGAAAAUAACCCAGAGAUGGAUCGGACUCAAACUCUUGGCCAUUUUAUCAAGUCUAGAGGUUACUCUGAGUUGUUUCAGAAGGCUUAUCUUGUUCCGAUGUGUGCUUCAAUCUGGUCUUGCCCUUCAGAGACAGUGAUGAACUUUUCGGCUUUCUCCAUACUUUCCUUCUGUCGUAACCACCACUUGCUUCAGCUAUUUGGCCGUCCACAAUGGCUUACUGUGAAAGGGCGCUCACAUUGUUAUGUAAAUAAGAUUAGGGAGGAGCUAGAGAAUCAAGGAGUUCAAGUAAAAACCAGUAGUGAGGUGAUUUCUGUUUCAACGAGUGAUGAGGGUUGUACCUUGUUAUGUAGUGAUGGUUCAGAAGACGUAUAUGACAGAUGCAUCAUAGCUGUUCAUGCACCAGAUGCCAUACAAAUGCUAGGAAACCAAGCUACAUAUGAUGAAAGAAGUAUAUUGGGUGCAUUCCAAUAUGUUUACAGUGAUAUAUAUCUCCAUCGUGAUAUAAAUUUCAUGCCCAAAAAUCCAGCAGCGUGGAGCGCAUGGAAUUUUCUUGGGACCAUUGACAACAAAUUGUGUUUAACAUACUGGCUAAAUGUACUACAGAAUAUCGAGUCCAGCCUUCCUUUUCUUGUGACUCUUAAUCCACCUCAUCAACCAGAAAAUAUGUUGCUUAAAUGGACAACUGGUCAUCCUGUACCCUCUGUCGCGGCAACAAAGGCUUCCCUUGACCUUGGUAAUAUUCAAGGAACAAGAGGAAUAUGGUUUUGUGGAGCAUAUCAAGGCUAUGGCUUCCAUGAGGAUGGAUUGAAGGCUGGCAUGGUUGCUGCACAAGGUGUGCUUGGAAAAAGCUUCAACAUUCUAACAAACCCGAAACAGAUGGUGCCUUCUUUGACAGAAACAGCUGCUAGACUUUUGGUAACUAGAUUCCUCAACGGCUUUAUUUCAGCUGGCUGUUUGAUUUUAUUGGAGGAGGGUGGCACUAUUUUGAAAUUUGAAGGCUCGAGCAAAAGAUGUCCUUUGAAAGUUGCUAUAAGAGUUCACAGCCCUCAGUUUUACUGGAAGGUAGCUACACAGGCAGAUUUAGGCCUUGCAGAUGCAUUUAUUAAUGGAGACUUCUCCUUUGUUGACAAAAAUGAUGGUCUUCUUAACCUUUUCAUGAUCUUUAUUGCCAACAGAGAUUCAAAUUCUUCUGCUUCACAAAUCAGCAAAAAGAGGGGCUGGUGGACACCAAUGCUUUUCACUGCUGGUAUUGCAUCUGCAAAGUAUUUCUACUAUCAUGUUUCUAGGCAAAAUACACUAACACAAGCUCGUCGAAAUAUUUCUCGCCACUAUGACUUGAGCAACGAAAUGUUUUCCCUCUUUUUGGACGAGACAAUGACUUACUCUUGUGCUGUCUUUGAGUCUGCAAAUGAAGACUUAAAAGUUGCACAAAUGAGGAAAAUCUCUCUUUUACUCGAAAAGGCCAGGGUAGAGAAACAUCAUGAGGUGCUUGAGAUCGGUUGUGGUUGGGGUAGCCUAGCUAUCGAAGUGGUGAAGAGAACUGGAUGCAGAUAUACUGGCAUUACUCUUUCAGAAGAACAACUCAUAUAUGCAGAACAAAGGGUACAAGAGGCUGGUUUACAGGAUCGUAUAAGAUUUCUUCUCUGUGAUUAUCGUCAAUUGCCAGGCACCCAUAAAUUUGACAGAAUUAUCUCCUGUGAGAUGCUUGAAGCCGUAGGCCAUGAAUUCAUGGAGGAAUUUUUCCAUUGUUCCGAAUCCAUCUUGGCAGUUAACGGUCUUCUUGUCCUUCAGUUCAUAUCUAUACCGGAUGACCGGUAUGAUGAAUACAGGAGAAGCUCAGAUUUCAUUAAAGAAUACAUAUUCCCAGGCGGAUGUCUACCUUGCUUGAGCAGAGUAACAUCAGCAAUGGCUGCUGCCUCUCGACUUUGUGUGGAGCACAUAGAAAACAUUGGGAUACACUACUAUCAAACACUAAGAUGCUGGCGAAAAAAUUUUCUAGAGCAUCAGAGCAAAAUUCGUUCACUUGGCUUCGACGAGAAAUUCAUAAGAACAUGGGAGUACUAUUUUGACUAUUGUGCAGCAGGAUUCAAGACACGGACAUUAGGGAAUUACCAGAUUGUAUUUUCGCGACCUGGAAAUCUCGCUGCAUUUGGUGAUCCAUUUGCAGGCACACCCUUACCUCAUUGAACUCGGUACAAGCGUUCAUCAGAUCAUUUCACGCUUCAUGGUGCAGAACACCCUUAGCGUCGACCAUUUUUCGUUUCACAUUUGAGAUUGCAUUACCAUUUGCUAGAAUUCCUGGCACUCUAUUAGUUCCAUUGAUUGAUUCAAUUUUUAAGAGAGCUUCACAGCUUCCUCAAAUGAGGUUGUACAUUGAAAAUAUCAGUGUGAUCAUUCAAACAUCAAUUAAGAUAGAAACUGCAUACAUUGAUUAUGCAGAUGUUACUCAAGGGUAAACACAAGGAACAAUUAAAGGUCCUAAGCUGAACCAAAUCGAGCCAAAAAAAAAAAAAAAAAAAACCCAGAAAUUUUAGGCUGCUCGCUUUUGUUAUUCAAAUACAUGAACAAGCUCAAAUUACUUACCUAAAAUUUUAUUCCUUUUUAGUUCA